UACCCAAAUUAUCACAAUUAACUCUUCCUCCAAAAGUUAUGGCACCAUCAUCAUCACCAACCACUCCCAUUAGCAAGGGUCGAGUCCUAAUUGUUGGAGCAACUGGUUUCAUGGGAAAAUUUGUAACUGAGGCAAGUAUUUCCACAGCACAUCCAACCUAUUUGUUGAUCCGGCCAGGACCUCUCAUAUCUUCUAAGGCUGCCACUAUUAAAACGUUCCAAGAGAAAGGUGCCAUUGUCAUUUAUGGUGUGGUAAAUAAUAAGGAGUUCGUGGAGAUGAUUUUGAAAAAGUAUGAAAUAGAUACAGUCAUUUCUGCAAUAGGGGCUGAAAGCUUGCUGGACCAGCUUACUUUGGUGGAAGCCAUGAAAUCUAUCAAGACUAUUAAGAGGUUUUUGCCUUCAGAAUUUGGUCACGAUGUGGACAGAGCAGAUCCUGUGGAGCCAGGCCUUGCAAUGUACAAACAGAAACGUUUGGUUAGACGUGUGAUUGAGGAAUCAGGUGUACCAUACACCUACAUCUGCUGCAACUCCAUUGCAUCUUGGCCAUACUAUGACAAUUGUCAUCCAUCACAGCUUCCUCCACCGUUGGAUCAAUUGCACAUCUAUGGUCAUGGCAAUGUCAAAGCGUACUUUGUUGAUGGCUAUGAUAUUGGCAAGUUCACAAUGAAGGUUGUUGAUGAUGAAAGAACAAUCAACAAAAGUGUUCAUUUUCGACCCUCUACCAACUGUUACAGCAUGAAUGAGCUUGCUUCUUUGUGGGAAAAUAAAAUUGCUCGAAAAAUUCCUAGAGCAAUCGUCUCUGAAGACGAUCUUCUAGGAAUAGCCGCAGAAAAUUGUAUACCAGAAAGUGUUGUGGCAUCAAUCACCCAUGAUAUAUUCAUCAAUGGAUGUCAAGUUAACUUCAAGAUAGAUGGAAUUCAUGAUGUUGAGAUAAGCACUCUAUAUCCUGGUGAAUCAUUCAGGAGCUUGGAGGAUUGCUUUGAGAGCUUUGUUGCCAUGGCGGCCGACAAGAUUCAUAAAGGAGAAAAUGGAGUUACCGGUGGCACGAAGGCUUUAGUAGAACCAGUGCCAAUCACAGCUUCCUGUUGAAGAGUUUCACCUCAAAAACCGUCCUAGGUUAUUCUUUAUUGAGGUGGAUAUUUUUUGAGUCAUGAGGCAUCAUGUUAUUUCCAAGUCUGUUUCAUCAUUUCACGCGUUCUAUUAUUAAUGUAUCCUAAGUAUAAAUAAUUGUUAUCUAUGUACGUUCUGGGUUGCAACAAAUUAUUGUUAUUCUGUGUUGAGAUAAAAGUCUUCA
Medicago truncatula (barrel medic) is the source of this 1293-nucleotide messenger RNA. RefSeq names its product leucoanthocyanidin reductase. The coding region runs from base 39 to 1088 and encodes 349 amino acids. Lineage: Eukaryota; Viridiplantae; Streptophyta; Magnoliopsida; Fabales; Fabaceae. The transcript is spliced from 5 exons. The record is from RefSeq and is a predicted model, not a curated record. Gene Ontology annotation, molecular function: oxidoreductase activity.